AACGUCAAAGCCGUCAAAGUUCAGCAGCAACAUUUUCAGCAUUUUUAACACGAGUGAUUGUUUUUCUUCAAUUUUUCGAGAAAAACCUGCUAAAUAUAUUGAACUUACAGAAACUGACGAACUUUAAAAACUACUAUCAAUGGCAUCCGCCACUCCACAGGGGGCAAAUCUGCUCUACGGACUCCGCAAGUCGAAAAAGUUCGCUAAAGGCUGGGGAGCUCAACUGCCAGCAGCCUACAAGAAGUUCUGGGACGAAUGGAAGCACCAGCAACCAGCAGCUGUUCACUACGUCCCGAAAGAUGGAAUGUUCCAACGGGAAGAUGUGACUGGCUUGAUAACGCCAAUCCAAAAUGUACCACUGCCACUGAUCGACCCUCCAGAGGCACACCAAGGCAUCUGGGGAGGAGAAGCCAUUAUAAAAGGUUUCCAGAAGCGAAACCCCAACAAACGUCGAGUUCCUCACUUCUGGGUUCCCGUGCUGAGACGUUCUGUUGUACAUAGUCAAGUUUUGAAUGAGUACAUGGCGGUAACGGUUACCGAUCGUACGUUGGACCAGAUCCACGACAAUCAUGGGUUCGAUCAUUACCUACUGAAAACGCCAGCUUGCGAUCUGCGCUCGAUGCUAGCCAUCAAAUUGAAGAAGAAGGUUCUUGUGGAUUUGCUGGCAGGAUGCCCUAAGUUAGCUUCCGAACCGGAAAAACAACAAGCCGUCCUAAAGGAAUAUGCUUGCUAUCUGUCGCAGUACACCCCAGAGGAAAUCGAUUGGUACGGACUGACCUACGUGGAAGCCGUCCUGAAGAUCAAGAACGAAGUUGAAUCCAAGGAGGACAAACGACCCCAUAAGUUGAUUUUUCGUCAAAAGCUAAUUGAGCAGCUCAGGGAGGCCGGCAUCAGCGAAGCACAGGGUACACCCGAAGACUUGAAAGCGAUGGAAGACUCCAGCUCGUCUUCCUGGCUAUCGAAGCUAAGCUUCAAACCUAAGAACUGGUAGGAAGUCAGUAAGUAGCCGAAACAAAUUCUGUUCUAAAUUCUAUUGUUUGAUAGUCAAAAACUACUCUCCGAAUCAUGGAGAGAAGGCAUAUAGAGACUUGCUCGUUGAAACCUAAAAUGAGAGUACAAA
Aedes albopictus (Asian tiger mosquito) is the source of this 1120-nucleotide messenger RNA. It is a transcript of the gene mRpL28, whose product is annotated as large ribosomal subunit protein bL28m. NCBI's taxonomy places the organism in Eukaryota, Metazoa, Arthropoda, Insecta, Diptera, Culicidae. The record is from RefSeq and is a predicted model, not a curated record. Bases 140 to 991 code for a protein of 283 amino acids. Gene Ontology annotation, molecular function: structural constituent of ribosome. Gene Ontology annotation, cellular component: mitochondrial large ribosomal subunit. The transcript is spliced from 3 exons.